AUGGAAACUGCUGAAAGUUUGAGACGUUCAAAACGUAACAAGUUCCAUCUCGACAUUGCCGCGAUUCAUGGCCAUCCAAGCAAAAAGGUGAAUAUUAUUGUAUCUGAAUGAUAAAAUAUGAGAAAAGAAUAUCCAACGACUUUUGUUUUGCAGAGUCGCCUCGAUCCGCUAUCGAUCAACAUCGACGGCUCGGAAAUGAGUAUGGCGAACGGCGUGGACGGCGAAGAAGACGGGCGGCGCAAACGGCGUUCAGCUCCUGGACGAGGAUUUCUUUACGACGACAAUGACGACGACGAGGUUCUACAUUGUUUCCAUUGAAAUAGCUUGUUGUUUCUUCAAAAAUCAAAAAGUGGAAAAUUUUGAAAUUUCGGGCAGUAAAAGUGAUUCACCGCAUAUUUAUCUAUUUCACAUUUCAGGAGCUUGGUCGCGUGGGGCUGGAAGGGCGAAUUCCGGUGCAAAAAGUGUCCAGCGAGGUACGAAUCUCGCUCCGGAAUCGCAAAUCAUUCCAAACUACACACAAGUUGUUACCGUUCCGAAUAUCUUUCACAAACAAGAAAGUUCAGAAAUCAAGCGGAAGUUUCCCUGUGAGAUCUGCGACUUCUCCUCGGAAACCUUCAAGGCGCUCCGGAUCCACCAGAGGAUCCACCAACGCUUCGGCGUCGUCACCGCCACGCCCAGUCCUAACAUUCCAAAUGUGACUGCGACGACCUCCACCGCUCCGCAGCCUGCUCCGAUUUCUCAAAUCAAUAAGGUUCGCCUACAGUUUCAAUGAAUAAUCUGAUGUCAAUCGAAGGAUUCAGUGAAUUGAGCCAAAUUUCAGGGGGUUAAUGUAAUUUAAAAAGUAAAAAAAAAGUUUUCGUGGGAUCAUUUUUCUAUACGUACGCAAAAGUCGAAAAAAGCUCUAUAUAAACGUUCCUAGGGUUGAUAAAGACCUUUUUUUGGGGCAUUUCUGCUACACUCUUUCGCUCUUUUUUCACCAUUUUUUGAGUCUUCAAAGUUCUAGAAAAAAUAAAAGGACCCGAUAAAGGGACUCUUUUUGCUGCCUUUAUGCGUCCUUUUUUGAGCCUCUCCCUUUUAGCGGCCAUUAUCCACCAUUCCGACUUUGCAAAUAAAUUUAGGCAGUUUAUCAUUCCGUUAAUAUUUUUUUCAAUACGUCAUUUUUUUCACGGCAAACUGAAAAUUAUAUCUGUUGAUUUAAACCUGAGAAAAAGAAAUUUUUGAUACAAAUCUCAUUUAAAAAAUGCAAGAAUUUAGAAAAUAAUUUCUCAAUAGCUAUUUUUACUUCAAGGCUUUUCGUAAGAUCUCCAAAAUUUUUUGGCUAAAAGCCUCUCUUUCUUGAAAAAAAAAACGUCGGACUGUCCUAAUUCGCCCUGCUCCAGAGCACAUACACGAGAGCAGAAAACGGCGACGCGUCGGACAGAAGGUCAACGAGCGCGACCCCUCCGCGACUUUCGCCUGCCCUGCCCAAGCAGUCGUUGGCCGUGGCCGAGGCAGCCCCCUCGUCGUCGUCGCCGCCGCCUCUCUUACCCAAUCCUUCGCAACCGCCUGGUUCGUUUGCGUUAUCCGUCUAUCGAGAUAGCUGUCAAAAUAGUUGGAUCUCAUCAUCAAAUGUUCUUCCUCUGAACGAUCUUUUCAAAACCUUUCAAAAUUCCAAAAUAGGUAGCUUUUGUUUCAGAGUUAUGGAGCUUCAAAGACCGCAAAAUAUGACAAAAAAAAAACGCUAUUUUGAGCUUUUGAAGUGUCCUAACUUGAAAACGAGAUCUAUUGCGAGAAAUUUAAAAAUAAAAAACGUUCCCUAGUGAGAUGGGAAUUAAUUCCCCAGUAUAUUUUUGGAGAAAAAUUGUUCAAAGUACCUUUUUACCAAUACUUUUUUUCAUUUAUCAAGAGAAUAAUCAUUUAAAAAAGUGACACAACUCAUUAAAAAAAUAUUUAUUUUUUUAUCACCUAAUAUUAAGAGUAAAUUUUUGGCCUGCUUUCUUGAAAAAUUUUCUAAACUUGCUCAAAUAUUUUUAAUGAAUAUUCGCAUCUCCGCAAAUUUCUAGGUUUAGAGAUUCAUUUUCAAAUUUCGCGUUCAAGACAGAACCAAGUCCGAGACCCAUACUUUGCAGAUUUGAAAUUUCCCAUCUCUGAAACGAGAAUUUUGCGCAGAUAGCGAAUAUGUGCGUUUUCUUCCUAGUUUGAUCAAAUUCACAGAAAAUAACAGAACACAGGGCAAAAGACCAUUUGAAGCAACUUUCUCAACAUUUCAUCAAUACACAAAUUUCUUGGGAAAAAAAAAAUAGAUUUCUAAAAUUCUCCCGACAGUUCCUUGUUUCAGUGCUACAAGAAGGAGGGCAUAUGACAAAAUGUCCAGUUUGUCCUUUUACAAGUGAGUCGCCAGCAACUGUCCGCCAACACACGGCUGGCCACAAACGGACCAGCGGAUUCCAGUGUCCUGCCUGUUCUUUCAAGUUUCCUCCCGUCUAUUUUUCCGAAUUUAAGGUGAAAUUAUUCAGAAGCAUGUCACCGAUGGUGCUGAAGAAACACGCGGAACUUCAUGAAGUAGAAGCCGACGAGUUCGCUUUAGUUUAUGUUGGCGAGAAGGCCGAUCUGACGAGGAAAAAGAUCAAGUUCAAUCAGCUGAGAAGGGCUCAGGUGCGUUCGAAAACCGACUAAAAUAUUUCUCAAAGUGGACUUCCAGAUGUCGAUUUCUUCGGCGCGGAAAACGGAGAGCGGCUUCGAAUGCGACGUCACGGGCUGCGACUUCAAUACGACGUGCCGAACGCUUGUCGCAACCCACAAAUUGCGAGCUCAUCGUCCGGUAACUCCAGAAAACUGUCUUUUUUUCAUUUUCCUUUUCCCAGAAGAAAUUCGCCAAAAAUUCCAAGUUUUUCUGUCGGCAGUGUAGCGCCAAGUUCGCGACACAAUGGGAACUCCGAAGACACAAGGAAAGACUGCACAAAAGGUUCCGAAAUCCCAAUGCGCGGCUCUUUUUCCUCACUGAACUCAUUGGACACGACUUUCUCAUGAAGUGAGAUCAUCAUAGAGAACAUAUCUAAAAAGAAACUUAGGUUCUUCGACCAGUCUUCUCCUAAUAAAGAAGUGGUCGCGUCGCCGGAGCCUGAAAGUCCUAGCCCAUCUUUGGAGGCCGAAGAAAGUCCUAGCUGCAGGUAUGUUUUGAAAAACUGUGGUUAGUAGCAUUUUUGAAUUGUUAUUCGGGUUUUCAGACCUCAUACGUAAUUUUUUGAGUUGUCUCACUGAAAAUUAAAAAAAUUUCUCACAAAAAUUCAAUUCUAAUCACUCUCUUUUUCAGUUCCACGGUUACCGACCGAACGGAGGAUUCGACGCAGGUAUUGACUUACCAGUGUGACAUGUGUCCUUACAAGGCGCCCAACCAGAGUCGCAUGAAACGUCACACCCAGAAACACCUCGUGAGCAGCGAUAUCAAGGUUUGAAGUCCAACAAUUCACCGUCUAAUUUCUGUUCCAGUGCAAAAGCUGCACCUUCUCUUGUCGUGGCGCUGAUGUCAUGGCCAAACACGAGCAACUUCACUCGAUAAACGAAAACGCAGAGAAAGCUGCGGAAUCAGUGAGUCCAAUUUGAAAAUUCUCACUUUUAGUAAUAUUUGAAAAAAAGGGUGAAAAAAGGUCAUUUUAAUUUUUCAACUUUUUAUUUUGAACUGAAAAAAUUAUCAAAAGUUCGAAGUUCUAGAAAUAAAUUUAAUGUUUCGACGUUUUAGAAAAAAAUUAAAAGUUUUGCGCGUGUAUUACGCUGUUUAGUAUGCAUCAUCUCAACUGCAGACAAAAACAGCAAACGCUACGUAAAUAUAGUUGUGAGAUUAAAUUGGUUCGGCUGUGACUACUUUUUUUCCGAAUUGAUCGCUUUGUUUUGCAAUUUUUAAAUGUAAAUCAGACACCAAAUGCAAUUUUUUUCAAACCUACUUAAUUUUAAAGUUCUUGAAACGCUUUUCUUUUUUAAAUCGAAGAAUUUUGUAGCCCAAAGUCAACGGGACCUUGGUAGAGGAAUCGCGCAAGAAGGUGACGGAGAUUCUGCACUCGCAGCCGUCUUCGACAUCUUUACGCGAGGCUCUGAAGAAGUGGCUGACGUCUGGAAAGCGACACUCGCCCAACUCGCAAGCCUCCACCAGCGCCAUCUCGAUCCGCGUUGUCGGCGACGACGGAGUGAAGAAGAGACGGUGUGCCUUGUGUCCUUACGAGACCAAGUUCCUGGGAGACAUGCGUACUCAUCGCGCCAUGCACUCGAUGAACGCCAAGUACCGUUGUACGCAAUGCAGCUACACCACGAAACGCAACGUUUCCCUGCGCCAACACCUCAGCUUGCACACCAAGAUGAACUUGAAAAGUGUUCGUUUUUUACAUCUAAUUAAUUUACCUAAAUAACUGCAUUCACAGGAUAUUUUUUCCAUGUUCAAGCCUAAGUUAUUUUUUGAACUUUCAGGAAAACAUGCGUCCCCACAAAAUAAUCAUCUCUGGUAAACAUGUCGGUAUGAAACGAGGGAGCGGACCUUUGAGGAAUUACUCAUGCAAACAAUGCCCCUACGUGACGUCCAGUUUGGCAACAUUUUGGCGUCACGCCAGGUGGGCUUUUUCAUUGCACUCUUUACAACGAGGUUUUUUCGUUUCAGGAGACACGAUUCCCCUGCAAAACAGAACGUGUGCUCGAUGUGUAACUACAGCUCGGCGUUUGUCGACAAAAUGGAGGAACAUCAGCUUCUUCAUCCCGAAGGAUCUUCCUACAUCAAGGUCUUAUUUUCGAGAAAACUUUUCGAAUCGGUUGUGUCUUCAGAAGUUGUCUACCAACGAGUUUACCAGUUGUGGGAGCAUGCCUCAGCUCACACAGGCACUUCCGCUCCCUUCGUUCUCUGUUUCUUUCGCAUCCACUUCGUCCAGGUUUUCAAUAUUUCUUGGUUUAUUUCACGAGAUAUUUUUCCAGUGAGCCCUGCUCUCCGAUGAAGCCUGUGAGCUCGGUCUCACCGCUACACGUUCGCCCGCCUUCGGAACGGUCGACCAAGGGCAAAAAGUAAUAAGAAUCACUAUUUGAUUCCGAGUAACGUGUCCAGAAUUGACAGGAACGAACAAUAUCAAGCUGUGGUGCAGUCGGUGAAGAUGGUCGACGCCAAGCCAGAAGUCAACUUCGCGACGCCGCUCUCCGUUGACGUUGUCGCCGCGAUGCGCGUCAUGAGACAGCGAAUCGGUCCCUCGGAAAACAUCGCCGUCCACGAUUUCUUGAAGCUCGAGAAAAAGGCCGAAGGUCCGGGAUAAGAAAAAAAAACAAUCCGAUUAUCUUAUCAUUGUCUACUUUUCCACGCUUCAUCUCUGUUAUCCUCAAAUCCCUCAGAUAUCAAAGGAAAUCAUUGAAAAAAAUAUUUCAAGGAAAAAGCUCAUUUUCGUCUUAUUUAUUGCACUUUUUUUCUUAUAUUAUCUUGUUUCGAUCACAGAAAAUCUAUUCGCAAAAGCGAUGGUUUUUGAUUUCCACGAUUAUAGGCUGUGAUAUCUGCGUACACAUGAAUACGGUCCUAAGAUUUGCGGACUUGAGAUUUUGUCGUACCGUCGCCAAUAUUAUUCCGCUCACCCAUCUUACUUUCAGAAGAAUUGCAAUGUCCGGACUGUCCUUACUCGGACGAAAACGUGACCAUGUUCCGUCUUCAUCGCGACAUGCACGCCGGCCCUCGAAGAUCCUUCGCUUGCAACAUUUGCUCCUACAGGUUUUUCGCCCUUCUCCCUGAAUCCUCUCAACUUUUUCUCCUUCUCAGCUCUUGUACGGCCGAAGCUUUGCACUUCCAUCUGAAUCUUCACAUUCCGCCACUGAGCCCUGCGAGCGCCGCCAAUCAAAAGUGAGAAAGAAAAGCGAAAUUCUUCAUUUGAUCCCAUAUUUUCCAGGAAAAAGCAGCUGAUUCGUAAGCGUUACCCGAAUUCGGAGCCCAUUCCUCUCGGGUCCAAGUAUUUCACGUGUACGCAAUGCACCUACCGGACCGCAGUUGAAGUGAACUACGUCCAUCAUCGUUUGGAGCAUGCGAUGGUUUGUUGGAGCAUUUUUAGAGCCAGAAUUUUAGAAGUUAUCUUGGGAAAAAAAAUUUUCAAAUCGAUUAGCUUUUUGGCCAAUUUUUAGUAAUUUCCAAUGUUAAAAAAAGAAUGCUCGCUGCCUGCUAAAACUUUAAAAAUAUGACGAAUGUUCUUGAAUUUCUUUGUAAUAAUGAAAAGUUAAGAAACUCGAAAAUUCAACCUGAGUGAAUCCCGCGUUUUAGGACAAAAAACAACUUCUCUCUCGGGCUCUAAUUUCAGUACAUUAGGUUUUACCACAAAUUUUGAGAAACAGCUUAUUUUAAAAGUAUGAUCGGUCCCCAUUUGUUAGUGAUAAGCAUUAAGCAGUCCUUGCAUAACUUUUCCUAUUAAGGAUGAUUAAUUUUUGGGUUUCAGAACAUGCAACAGAGGCUGAUCACGCAAAUCAAGCGAGCGACGACCCAGGACGACGAUUCGCGGAGAAAAGAGCGCUUCAGACGAAUCGCCAAGAAAGGCGACAAAGAUGUUUGUAGAGAAAGAUGAGAAAAGGUGAAAAACUAUAAGUUUCAGCACAUGUGCAACAAAUGUUGUUUCCGAUGCGAAUUGUCGGAGACUUUCUCGCGACACGUCGACAUGCACGGCCAGAACUCGAUCCAUCAGUGCAGGUCUGACCCCGCACCGAACCUCCUUCAGAAUCUAUGUUUUCAGAAUCUGCGAUUAUUCUUCGAUGACGAAGAGCGUUGUCGAAUUCCACGAGAGCAAUCAUCAUUUGGACCUCACGAUGGGGUUGAUCGAAAAGAAGGCCGCUUUGUGUCCUGAUCUGGUCAAGGUUUGUUUUGCGCAAUUUUUUGACCUACCUUCUGAAAAAUUUAUGUUUUCUGACUGGCUUUUUUUUCUUCUUUUCACGUUUUUUUUUGCGCAAUCCGAAUGUUUUGUUUUGAGGGUUGAUAUAGUGCGUUCCGCGCGAGACGGUCACGUUUUAAAAGUACAAAAGAAAAAGCUCCCGUACAAUCUUUUGCUAUACAACACUGCUAAAAAAGACAACAAAAAAAGGUCUUGAAGCGAAGAUGCUCAAUUUCGAUCUAAUUUGGUAUAGGAUCUAUUGGCGGAAAGAAAAACGUGAUAACCUGUCGCGGAAUGGGCUAUAACUGUGUUGGAUUCAUUAGACAGGAAUAAAAUUCGAGUUAGAACGGAAGUUUUCUCAAAUAUGUUUCAUUGAACGUUUAUUUUGAAUUUUGCAUAAAAGGCGGAAAAUAAAAACUUGAAAAUGGAAAACUAGUUUGAAUAUUAUCCGAUGAAGUUUUGUCAUAAAUACGAUUUUCAUUCCCUUAACUCUGAUGUUUCAGUUGGAAGUUCCAACGCCGACAGUUGCGGAGCGAGUCAACAUGACGGGCCAAGAACUCCGAUGUGGAGAGUCAGUUUCAUUUCCUUCAACAUCUCUCAACAUAUCCCUGCUUUAGAUGCAACUACUCGACGUUCCACGCUCCUGAACUCGGCGAGCACUUCGCCCAGAACCACGCCAACACGGAGGAAAUGAAGCGCGAGGCCGAGUUCCUGCGGAUGGGCCUCUUCCCGCGCAACACCAUCUCGACCACCUCCUGA
Molecule: messenger RNA, 7601 nt
Organism: Caenorhabditis auriculariae
Lineage: Eukaryota; Metazoa; Nematoda; Chromadorea; Rhabditida; Rhabditidae
Source: the annotation of a GenBank genome assembly